UAAAAAAUAAAAGAAUAAAAAAAUAAAAAUAUCAAAACAAGUAAGCCAAUCAUAACUUCCCCAAGAUUCCUAACUUAGUCUACAAAUAUCUUUUCCCAAUCUCUUUUUCCUUAUUUCCUUCCUUCCCCUCACCUUCUAUCUUUCUUGAAAGUGAAAUAUCAACCUCUCCUUUAUUCUUUAAUGAUCAAGCUCUCCUCUACAUUCAUUCUUGAAUCUUGACUCACUAAAUCCAGUUUAGUCUCACCAUCACAACUCAGAACUCAUAAGAAUCAGCUGAUAACAAUAACGACAAAUGGGAAACGUCCUACGACUUUUGUACAAGCAUUGUUGUGAGCCGACUACCUCCAACUCGCAGUCGCUUGGGCCACACGGUGUUUCCGCCCAAAACGCUGGAGUUUCGGCCCUUGCCCGUGAUCUCCUUCACUUUGAGGUCACAUCCCAGGUACCUGAAGGGCUCAGUAAACAUGUUGUAUCAUCCAAAAAAGCUCAGUCUAACUGGUUUAAGAAGCUUCUACAGGCAUGGAAGGAAGCCAAUCCUCCACCACAAACCCCAGAGGAAACCGCAAGGCUCGUAAUAGCAACCUUGAAAAGGCACCAGAAGGCAGACGUCGAGGGAUUACUUGCCUUCUACAACCUGCCAUUUCCGCAUACACUAGUCGAGCUCUCCUCUGGAGUUCCCUCGACGUACCCUGAUGGGGUUAAGUACGAGCUCCACACUUUACCUGUGGAUGCAAAGGCGGUAGCAGACGGAGAUACCAUAACAGUAUAUGUAAGUACUGCCAAUCCUAGAGAAUCCGCUUCGGUUCCUAGAGAAGUGCAGGUUGCGGCAAUACAAAGAUCAAAGGCGCGUGCCGAUAGAGAUUAUGCUAAGGCGGAUUCACUCCAUAAGAAAAUUAUCGAUCACAAUUACAGGGUUAUUCCUAUUCAUAAUGAAGAGGUUCUAGCAAAAAAGUAUCGGAUUCGACUAAGGGGAAUAGAUGCACCCGAAAGCGCAAUGCCAUACGGAAAGCAGGCGAAAGAGGAGCUAACCAACCUUGUACAAGGAAAAAGUUUACGGGUUCUCGUAUAUGGAGAGGAUCGUUAUAAUCGGUGUGUAGGAGAUGUGUACUGCAAUGGCAUAUUUGCACAGGAAAUGAUGCUAAAGAAAGGAUGUGCAUGGCACUACACAGCCUAUGAUCGCCGCGCAGAAUUAGCUAACUGGGAAAAACAAGCACGGGCUAAGCGAGUUGGCCUAUGGGCUUCAAAGAAUCCGGAAGAACCAUGGAAAUGGAGAAAACAGAAACGUGAAGGAAGAUAAAAAAAACUUCCGACUUCUGGUGAAAGUGUGAAUCGGGAUGCCAUUCACAAACUUUAAUGAAAACAUUGGCCAUGAAGACAAACAAAAGAGUCGGAGGAAUAUCAAUGUUGUACACAAUGUAACAUGAUUUCGCUUUUUUACUUUGCAAUUUUUUGUCCAAAAAUAGUCCAAAACAGACCAGUAAUCACUUUUUUCAAUUCACGAUUUAUAGAAGAUUAGCAAAUCAUAUGACACAUCAUGUAACGUCUAUUGAGUAAAAUGUAUUGUCUAUGCUUAUCAAAACUCUCCGGUAAUUUUACUGGUAUCUUUCAAUCA
Messenger RNA from Amaranthus tricolor (Joseph's coat), 1612 nucleotides. RefSeq names its product staphylococcal-like nuclease CAN2. The coding region runs from base 293 to 1297 and encodes 334 amino acids. The record is from RefSeq and is a predicted model, not a curated record. Gene Ontology annotation, cellular component: cytoplasm. The transcript is spliced from 8 exons. NCBI's taxonomy places the organism in Eukaryota, Viridiplantae, Streptophyta, Magnoliopsida, Caryophyllales, Amaranthaceae.